Trichogramma pretiosum is the source of this 2559-nucleotide messenger RNA. RefSeq lists its product as uncharacterized. The record is from RefSeq and is a predicted model, not a curated record. NCBI's taxonomy places the organism in Eukaryota, Metazoa, Arthropoda, Insecta, Hymenoptera, Trichogrammatidae. Bases 837 to 2291 code for a protein of 484 amino acids. The transcript is spliced from 5 exons.
GGCAGCUGCUAGGUUCGAUGUUUGAGCACAGAGCAGUUUUGCACGCACGCAAUCUCCUAUAUACUUAAUGGCAAUAUAUAUAUAGUGGCCUGUAUACCACCGUGAAUUGUUCUUGCCGAAUAGGCAACACUCGGUGCAAAGUGACAGUCCAACGAACGAUGCGAGCAAACGCCCGAGUCCUCGCGACGCAUAAUAUAUACAUUUCUCAUUAGCAAAAUAUUGCACGGCAGCUACGAGUGCAAAAAAUCGAUAGCAUAUAUACAAUUCCAUGUGUGUAUACAUGUAUAACCAAAUGCCGACUGGUGAGAGUUUACACACGCGUGAAUAACAACGCAUAUGAUAUGCCGAGCUCAGGACGUCGAAGAAAAAAUUCAGGCGGCCGUUGCCUUGUUAAAGCAGUUUAGUUUGGAAAUUUUAGUUUCCAAACGAUAGUUUUCAGUGUCUAUAAAAGCAAUAAACACCUCGUGCGGCAAUAACUAUGGCUGGGUUUUACUUCUGCAAUUUCGACUGUACUCACUCGGUUUGCUGUAAAAUUAUUUCAAGUAUCUAGUGAACUUCGAGAAGCCUUACUAAUUCAGCUCAAUUGAAGCUAUAAUAAAAGUUGCAUUUUGAAAAUUAUUGUAGUGCAAAUAUUAUGAUUUAAAGCAAAUAAGGGUCAGUAAUAAUCUCCUAUGGUCAAGUCUCACAAGCAAUAAUCGCUAGGGAAAAUUAAAACUCUAGUUUUAAAAACAAAUAUUUGGAAAAUAUUUAAAAGAAAUAGUUUAUUUAUGCAAUAAACCUUAUGGAAAAUAUUUGACAUUCUUCUUCUUCAGAAAGUUAAUUUUGGUAUUGACAAAAUGAAAGGUAUUAAGAGAGUUGCAAUAUUUUGUACUCUGAUGACAGUACUUCCAGCGUUUCUUGUGAUUUUACCAAUCUACUUAAGGAAGCAUGUAUUCAAGGAUAGAGAGUUCACUGUGAUAGAAUCUGAUAUUUUGGAUAUCACUUCAGGCAUUUCACCAAUAUUUUGUUCAGAACAUAGCCUUAAAAUGAAUGGCACUUUUGAUGCCUUUCAAAUUUCAGAACGUCCUGAAAAACCUUCUUUUCGUAAACAUAUAAGACUGAAAAAAAGUAUGACAUUACCAGAUGAUACAUUUGAGUAUUGGGGAUUUUAUCUUAAAAAAGAAGCUACUGUUAUCUUAUCAUUUUGUUCAAGAUUCAAAGGGGCUACUAUUCUGUUUGUAAAAGGAGAAAAGAAUCUAUCAACAUGUGGUAUGUUAGAUCACAAUAGGAAAAAGGCUGGUACUGUAGGAAUUUUAUCACCGCAGGUGAAAAUAACUUUCCAAGAAAGUGUGGUUGUUAGUUCAGGAGAAAAAUUCAACAAUGAUAUGCAAUUAAACAAUGAAUCUCAUGUACUGAAUCCUGGAAAUAUAUUAAGUCAAAAUACAAGUAAGGCUGCAGUAAAAGAACUGUUGCACAAUGACAAUGCUACUAAAGUUUUAGUCAAUACCUUUGGUGAAUAUUUGAAUAAAACACUCAAUGAAAUAAGUUUGAAACAAAGACAUUUAAAAAAGAGAAUGUUGAGGCUCGAAAUGCUUGAUGAAGAAAAUGAAAAAUUAAAAGAAUCAAAUGAUGAAGGAAAUUUAAUGAAUCAAACAGAUGAUUCUUUAAAAUACAAAAUCCGCUUAAACAUGUUAAAAAAACAAUUAAUGCUUGAUAGUGAAGGAGGUGAAAAAGAAGAAAAUAACCAUGCUAUGGAAGAAUCUGAUAAUGUUAAUAACAGAUUUAAAAGGCAAGGUAUCGUUCAUGGAGGAAAUGUUCCAAAGCAUGACACCAGUGAUGAAUCCUAUUCAAGUUUUGAAAAUGGCUUAGAUGAAUGUUUCGAGGGUAGAACUUUAAGUAAAUAUAAAUUUGAUGAUGUUGAUCAGUGCUUGGAUGUGAAUCAUCUCUUAUCAAAAGGAAAAAAACGUGCUCAGUUGUCUUAUGAUAUACCAGAAGAUGGCUAUUAUUAUUUUAUAUUUUAUAACAAUAAUGAUAUCGUCUCCAAUGAUAUUCAUGCUAUUUUUGAAAUUUACAAGCCGUCAUUGCUUCAUGAAAAUGUGACUCGAAGCUGCAUCAAUCAGACUGAAUGUACUUUCCAGUUAACUAUGACUUCUAGCGAUAUGGUCGUCGUUGAAGUGCCUAUCAAAGAUGGAAUUGAACAAGAGCUCGAUGACGUUUCAAAGCUUGUUUCAACUUGUGUGCCUAGAAUGGCUGUUUACGCAAUUUUCCCUAUCGCUAUUUUAUUUCUCAUCCUCGGAUGUGCUUUCAUGUGAAUACUGGUUAUUCACGUACAAAACGUAUAAAUAGUCAGUUUGUUGAGCAAAGACUUGAAAAACUUUUUAUACUUGGUGCAGCACGUGUUCAAUUCUUGUUGUUGAACGUUGCAAUAAGAUUGGUUCAAUUUCGAUCCAAUUUUUUGAAUAAAAUUAAAAAUAAGUAUAGAAUAUAUUUUAUAUCACUUGUACAAAAAACAGAUAUAUUUAUGUAAUUGUAAGUUUAUUAGUGUUGUAGUUUUUUCUGAUACUUUAUAAUAUAUCAAUA